This is a messenger RNA of Caenorhabditis angaria, 1450 nucleotides long. The record is from the annotation of a GenBank genome assembly. NCBI's taxonomy places the organism in Eukaryota, Metazoa, Nematoda, Chromadorea, Rhabditida, Rhabditidae.
AUGAGCAACGUUGGCCACGCCCAUUUUUGGAGCAACGACAACAAUUGUAUUGAGUGUUAUCAUCACAGUUUGUAUCGAAUUUCGAGUUGUGCUACAUCUGACCAACAAGGAAUCACAGAAGAAGUUGAAGGUGUAACUGAACAAAUUGCACAAAAUCAACAUCACUCUCAACAAUAUUUUGGAUCUUCUUCAGUUUGUCUGCCACCACCAUCUACAGUACCACCAAUGACUAUUUAUUCACUUGAUCAGGUUAGUUUUUGGGAAGUUAGAUGAAAGACGACUUAUGGGAAGUUAUUGUAAGAAAGGGUUACUGUAUCUAGGAAAAAUAUCUUUGAAAUCUGGCGGUAUGAAGAGGUUCUCGAUGCUCCACAACUAACUUCAAAUUCAGUUCGAAGUUUAGACAUCUGAAAUGUCGCCAUAAAUUUUUUAAACAAAAAGUUUAGUAAGAUUCUUGGGAAGUUAAUAGACGGAAGUUGUACCAAAAAAAGUAAGAACACAACUUUUGGGAAGUCAAUUUGAAAAUAGUGCGAAGAGCCGGUUACUGUAGAUAAAAAAUCGAAGAAAAAUGUAUUUAAUAAUGUUUUUAUGACGUGGCGUGUAAAUGCAUACAAUUAUUUUCAUUUCCUAAAACUUCAAAGGUGAUUUUUGUGAGAUUCUCAAGGUUCCUGGGGUUAUAUUUCUCAGGGUUCCCAAAAAAUAACCGGAGUUCCUGCUACACUUUUUGUAAUCACUAAUUCCAGAUCGAAACAAUUUGUACAUCUUUAUUCCAAGCUCGCGAUGGCGAAAGACUCGUCGCAUUUUUCCAACAAAUUGGACAAGCUGAAGCAUGGAGAACUGAACCAAUUCUUGUCGCAUAUAUUUAUGCUCUUUAUCAUGCAAAUGAAUUCGAAUCACUUUUCAACAUUCUCAACACUCACACAUUCAAUCCAGUUCAUUUCACAGAUCUUCAAGAUAUUUGGCACAAUGCCAGAUAUAAAGAAAGUCAAUUGAAAAGAGGAAAAGAGUUGAAUCCUGUGGAGAAAUAUCGACUUCGACGAAAAUUUCCACCGCCGAAAACGAUUUGGGAUGGCGAGGAAACGAUUUAUAGUUUCAAGGAGAAUAGUCGACGGGUUAGUUGGAUUUACUUGUAUUCUAUAAUAAAAACCUUUUUUUUUAGUACUUAAAGCAAUUCUACAAACAAAAUCCUUAUCCAACUCAAGAGCAAAAACGAGAAAUUUCUCGAGUCACUGGUUUGAAAAUUAUUCAAAUAUCAAAUUGGUUCAAAAAUCGAAGACAACGUGACAAACCGGCAUCAAAAGGAUCACCAGAAUCAUCUUCUAGCAGUACUGUUGGAUCUAAUGAUUUCACUCAAAUCAUUUCACCACACAGUUUUAAUGUUGCGGCUGCUGCAGCUUAUGGAAAUAUUCCACUAAAUGUUGGAAUGUUUUAUGAAACCGCGAGGGAUGUUUAA